UACCUCCACUGACCAGCAGCUUUGCGUUCUGCAAAUGUAUUUCAUACACUGCACACUCAGCCUUAGUAUCAAAUCAACCACACGAGGAAAUACUGGGCGACAUUCUUUUCCCAAAGCCUACCGAUCCUAUUUUGGAAACCGUCAGAUUUCUGCUGGGUAAAGCCCCAUUUCGUUGGUGUUUAUAAUCUAAAUUGAACGGAGGAAUUAUAUUCAACUGGAAAGACGCAGACUGCAGCUGUUGCUGUAGGCAGAGUUGCGUCUUCUUCUGGCUCUCCCGCCAUCCGACGCUUCUUUCACCAGGUGUUGCAUUCAUCCACCAACCCCGAAAUGAUGAUGGGGGAGGGGCGCGUUGCGCGUAGGGUCUCCAGCUCUCGACGUUGAUCUAUUCUCAUCAGAGCCUCUCAAUGUGAUGCCAAAUCAUUCAGGCGACGCGUCUGGUAAUGUUGAAGAUUACGGAAAUCCUGGACUAUAUUCAUUCCACUCUUCAGCUGACUGGGCACGCGAGACCAUUACCUUAAUGUAAGGAAAAACAAAAUAUGCUUCAAGAUUUCGGUUUCAUUCCAUGAAACACUCAUUGUUAAACGAAUGGAAAAACCAGGAGCAGGACAUGCUGCGUUAGAGACGCAUGAGGCAAGCACACUUGUAUACCUGUCAACAAUAUUACAGCAUUAUCUAUAUUCUGUGUCCUCUCAUAUGCAAACAUGAGUGCACAGGUGUGUUAAACUAGCUUUUUUUGGGAUGUGAAUACUGUUCAUUUUGCAGAUGUUAUAAUGGUGUGGACCGUUGGCACAUGGUGGCAGGCACUGUAGUUUCUGACACCUUGCCUAAUUCAUUAUGCAUGUGCGAUUGAGCUGCAUUGACAGUGAUGAAAAUUAUCUUUAUUCAAGAGACCACUUCUUGAAUUUUUACGUGACUGCUGGGUGCGUGACAAUGACCAACAAGUGCACUUUUUCAAUUCAGCUCGACACACCCCAAGGAAACCAUGCCAGCUCGAUUCGAUGUGCACAAGACAUGUCCCCAGAUUCGCUGAGCUUGGCUAACAUCUAGAAAGCAGAUCACCAACCACGUUGAAAACAAUGGAAUUGUCUGAAGUUCGAUGUUCCAGUGCAAGCGAAGAACUCUACACCAUCAACAGGACGCCAACCAGCAACAGCAGCACGCGACCCAAAAGGUUGUUGUGGCAGAACGCGGUUCGACACAUCACUGAGCAAAGGUUCAUCCAUGAGCAGAGCGAAGCGAAAGGCAUCACACCAGAUGAGCACUACGACCAAAGCCUACGGAAACAGUCUGCGGGUAGAACCUCGGUAGGCGACAGACACAACAAUGGGGGAACCAAAGUCUUCCCUGAGCGUGCGAGCAGUGACCUAGGAUUUCUCCAAAUCGAUUGCGCUCCGAGCAACUCAGACUUUUUCUUGAACUGGGGCUACACAUACAGAGGCGUAAUAUUCCCCACUCUACGUAAUUCUUUCAAAUCUCGGGACCUCGAGUGUCUGUACCAACGCUACUUUUUGGGCCAGCGGCGCAAAUCGGUGGUGGUGAUGAACAUUUUGGAUGUGGUGACCAAACUAACCCUGUUGGUUUUACAUUUAACUCUUGCGUCUUCGCCAAUGGAUCCCAUCAAAGGAAUGCUCUUGGGCUUUUUUACUGGCAUCGAAGUGGUCAUUUGUGCCUUAGUGGUAGUCCGAAAAGACAUGACCUCUCACAGCUAUCUGCAAUACAGCGGCGUGGUGACGUGGGUGGUCAUGGCCACGCAGAUUUUGGCGGCUGGAUUGGGCUACGGACUCUUGGGCGAUGGAGUCGGAUACGUGCUUUUCACCCUCUUUGCCACUUACAGUAUGCUUCCCUUGCCUCUCACUUGGGCUAUUCUGGCUGGUUUGGCCACCUCAACACUCCACAUUGUUGUACAGCUAUUCAUCUCCCCAAAUGCACAGCUCUCCACAAAUCAGGUGGUGGCCCAGGCAGUGUUGUUCAUGUGUAUGAACACGGCUGGGAUCUUUAUCAGCUACCUGUCGGACCGUGCCCAGCGCCAGGCCUUCCUGGAGACCAGGAGGUGCAUCGAGGCCAGGCUCCGUCUGGAGACAGAGAACCAGAGACAGGAAAGGCUGGUGUUGUCCGUUUUACCCCGGUUUGUGGUAUUGGAGAUGAUCAACGACAUGACAAAUGUGGAUGACGAGCACCUCCAGCACCAGUUUCACAGAAUCUAUAUCCAUCGCUAUGAGAAUGUCAGCAUUCUUUUCGCAGACGUUAAAGGAUUCACGAACCUCUCGACGACGCUAUCGGCACAAGAGCUGGUGCGAAUGUUGAACGAGCUCUUUGCACGCUUCGACCGUCUUGCCCAUGAGCACCAUUGUCUGAGGAUUAAGAUUUUAGGAGACUGCUACUACUGUGUGUCCGGUCUUCCUGAACCUCGACAGGACCACGCUCAUUGCUGUGUAGAGAUGGGCCUCAGCAUGAUUAAGACAAUCAGAUAUGUAAGAUCACGCACAAAGCAUGACAUCGACAUGCGAAUCGGGAUCCAUUCGGGAUCGGUCCUGUGUGGGGUGCUGGGACUGAGAAAGUGGCAGUUUGACGUGUGGUCGUGGGACGUGGACAUCGCCAACAAGCUGGAGUCAGGGGGGAUCCCUGGACGAAUCCACAUCUCCAAGGCGUCCCUGGACUGCCUGAAUGGUGACUACGAGGUAGAGGAGGGCCAUGGCAAGGACCGCAACGAAUUCUUGCGCCGCCACAACAUCGAGACGUACCUGAUCAAGCAGCCCGAAGAGAGCCUGCUCACGCUGCCCGAGGACAUCAUGAAGGAGGCGACCAGCACCGACCGAAGAGUCAGCAGCGCCACCUUCAACCAGGGCUCCUGGAGUCCCGAGAUGCCCUUCGACAACAUCGUGGGCAAGCAGAAUUAUUCCCAAAUGAGGGACGAAGUGUUCAAGUCCAACCUGGUGUGCGCCUUCAUCGUGCUCAUCUUCAUCACGGCCAUUCAGAGCCUGCUGCCUUCUGCCAGGAUGGUUACCAUGGUGAUCCAGUUUUCCGUGCUCAUCGUCCUGCACUCAUUCCUAGUCCUGGUGACCACGGCGGAGGACUACAAGUGUCUGCCGUUGGUCCUGCGAAAGUCCUGCUGCUGGAUCAAUGAGACCUACAUGGCCCGCAACGUCAUCGUCUUUGUCUCCAUCCUCAUCAACUUCCUGGCGGCCAUGAUCAACAUUCUGUGGUGUGAUUUUGACAAGUCCAGCACCUUCAGCAACCAGACCUUCAACACAUCCACCCCCAUCCCUGACAUCUGCUUCUACCCUGAGUAUUUUGUGUUCACGGGGGUGCUCGCCAUGGUGACGUGCGCGGUGUUCCUGCGACUGAACUCGGUCCUAAAGCUCGCUGUGCUCCUGGUCAUGAUUGCUAUCUACUCCCUACUCACUGAAGCCUUCUACACCUCCCUGUUUUUACGCUACGACUAUGUCCACCACAACACAGAAAACUUCCUUGGGACUAAAGAGACCUCGUUGCUUCUGAUGGCUAUGUUCCUCCUUGCUGUAUUUUACCACGGGCAGCAGCUGGAAUACACUGCCCGGCUGGAUUUCCUCUGGCGUGUCCAGGCCAAGGAGGAGAUCAACGAGAUGAAGGAGCUCCGGGAACACAACGAGAACAUGCUCCGGAAUAUUCUGCCAAGUCACGUUGCCCGCCAUUUCCUGGAGAAGGAUCGGGAUAAUGAGGAGCUUUACUCCCAGUCUUACGAUGCUGUGGGUGUGAUGUUCGCCUCCAUCCCGGGCUUUGCCGACUUCUACUCCCAAACAGAGAUGAACAACCAAGGAGUGGAGUGUCUGCGCCUCCUCAACGAGAUCAUUGCCGACUUUGACGAGCUGCUUGGUGAGGAACGUUUCCAGGACAUUGAGAAGAUUAAGACUAUCGGCAGCACAUACAUGGCAGUCUCCGGACUGUCACCAGAAAAACAACAAUGUGAGGACAAGUGGGGUCAUCUGUGUGAGCUGGCCGACUUUGCCAUCGCCCUGAAUGAGAGCAUCCAAGAGAUCAACAAGCACUCCUUCAACAACUUUGAGCUAAGAAUUGGCAUGGCACAUGGCUCGGUGGUGGCGGGUGUGAUAGGCGCCAAGAAGCCCCAGUACGACAUCUGGGGCAAAACAGUGAACCUGUCGAGCCGCAUGGACAGCACAGGCGUGAGUGGCAAGAUCCAGGUGCCUGAGGACACCUACCUGAUCCUGAAGGAGCGAGGCUUCGCCUUUGAGUACCGUGGCGAGAUCUACGUGAAGGGCAUCAGCGAGCAGGAGGGCAAGAUCCGCACACACUUCCUGAUGGGCCGUGUGCAGCCCAACCCGCUCAUCAUGCAGCCGCGCAAGCUCCAGGGCCAGUACUCGCUGGCAGCCGUGGUGCUGGGCCUGGUCCAGUCACUCAACCGACAAAAGCAGAAGCAGAUCCUGAACGAGAACAACAACUCGGGCAUCAUGAAGGGCCAUCACCACUACAACAGGAGGACGUUGCUGGCCCCUGGGGGGGCAGAGGUUGGCCAUGCCGAAGUGGCAGAUAAGACUGAGUUGCCCUGA
Messenger RNA from Oncorhynchus mykiss (rainbow trout), 4544 nucleotides. RefSeq names its product adenylate cyclase 8 (brain) (gene adcy8). Lineage: Eukaryota; Metazoa; Chordata; Actinopteri; Salmoniformes; Salmonidae. Gene Ontology annotation, biological process: cAMP biosynthetic process; intracellular signal transduction; adenylate cyclase-activating G protein-coupled receptor signaling pathway. The record is from RefSeq and is a predicted model, not a curated record. Gene Ontology annotation, cellular component: plasma membrane. Gene Ontology annotation, molecular function: adenylate cyclase activity.